This is a messenger RNA of Pygocentrus nattereri (red-bellied piranha), 3141 nucleotides long. It is a transcript of the gene opn7d, whose product is annotated as opsin 7, group member d. Gene Ontology annotation, biological process: visual perception; G protein-coupled receptor signaling pathway. Gene Ontology annotation, cellular component: membrane. The record is from RefSeq and is a predicted model, not a curated record. Bases 478 to 1680 code for a protein of 400 amino acids. The transcript is spliced from 7 exons. Lineage: Eukaryota; Metazoa; Chordata; Actinopteri; Characiformes; Serrasalmidae. Gene Ontology annotation, molecular function: G protein-coupled receptor activity.
UGCUGUCAGAAGGACAAAAUGACUCAGUGUGAUUCUCUCUUUCUCUCGCUCUCUGUCUCUCUCCUUGGGCUGUCAUUAAUCCAGACCCACUGACGCUUCUACACACAAUGAGGAUUUGAAAAACUUUGUCAGGUUAUGUGAAGCUACUUCUGUUGUUGUAAGUAUGCCUGUAUGCCUGCACCUGUCUCCUCAAUUGCCUGGCAGAGCUGCAAGGGUAUUAUCUGUGUGAGUCUGGCCACACGCAAUUCUCCCCCUGCAAGUGUGUGUGCGUGUGUGUUGCCAAACGCUCAGCUUCUGCGUGCUCCACCAGUCUCCUCGCUCCAGCACUCCAGCUGCUUUUCUCCACAGACGGACACAUUCUCACUCCCUGCUCUUCCUCUCAUCUCCCCUGUUGGAGUGCGGCUGCCGCUUCUUUAUCCUGGACACCCCCCUGGCCUCCAUGAGUGCAACUGAGGACACCCAGUCUGUCCCUGGAAGAUGGGAAAUGCCUCGGAAACUGGCCGGUUUGUUUCCACAAUCCCCAAGGAGCAUGAUGUCUUCAUGGGCGCCGUUUACACGACUUUCUGUGUGCUGUCUCUGCUGGGGAACUGCAUUCUGCUUCUUGUAGCGUAUCGGAAGAGAUCAUCCCUGAAACCAGCAGAGUACUUCAUUGUGAACUUGUCCAUCAGUGACCUUGGAAUGACUGUGACUCUUUUUCCUCUAGCUAUUCCCUCAGCAUUCGCGCACAAGUGGUUGUUUGGAGAGCUGACGUGUUCGUAUUACGCUGUUUGUGGCGUUCUCUUUGGGUUAUCCAGCUUGACCAACCUCACUGCGUUAUCUUCAGUGUGCUGCCUGAAAGUCUGCUUCCCAAUUUACGGUAACAAAUUCUCAUCCUCUCAUGCUUGUCUGAUGAUUGUGGGCGUGUGGUGUUUUGCCUCAGUCUUUGCUGUGGGACCCCUGGCACACUGGGGCCGCUAUGGCCCUGAGCCUUACGGAACAGCAUGCUGCAUAGACUGGUAUGCACCCAAACACGAUGCACUAGCCAUGUCCUACAUCAUCUGCCUCUUCCUCUUCUGCUAUGUGGUUCCCUGUACCAUCAUCUUCCUCUCCUACACCUUCAUCCUCUUCACUGUACGUGGAUCACGGCAAGCGGUGCAGCAGCAUGUGUCACCACAGACAAAGACUGCCAAUGCACACUCUCUUAUUGUCAAGCUCUCUGUGGCAGUAUGUAUUGGUUUCCUGAGUGCCUGGACCCCUUACACCAUUGUUGCAAUGUGGGCAGCAUUUAGCACAUCACUGCAUGUCCCACCCAUUGCCUUUGCCCUUGCAGCAAUUUUUGCCAAAUCCUCCACCAUCUACAACCCCGUGGUCUACCUGCUGUUCAAACCCAACUUCCGCAAGUCUCUGACUAAUGACACAGCUGAAAUCCGCAGAAGAAUUUGCUCUAGCCCCUGCAAGGGAAGCCCUCUUCCUGAAGAGAAGGACCCACAAACUUCACAACGCUGCAACAACAAGGAUAUUAGCAACUCCACUCACCUUUCCAACGGCCUACCAGACAACCAUGGGGCGUGUCUUCACUGUGCUGAGUCUCAUGGCCAACAGGCAACACUUCAAAGGACCGCCUGCGUACUUACUGGCUCCACCCACAGUGAACUGACUGUGAGCCAGAUGUCAGAAAAAAUGCAAGCUGACUUCAUAUGAGCAGCCUGAAGAUCAUCUGACGCAUGCCAGAAAGAGGUAGACAGACGGGUGGUGACAAAAUACAAGCCUUGGAACGGGAUGCCUGCUUCUUGAGUAGAAAAUAUGAGUCAGAAAAGAUUAAAAUGAUUCAGACAACAUAUAAAAAAGGGAUAAUACAAUGUGAGUCACUUCAUUCAGAUGCUAUGUUCCUUCAGUAAAGAACUCUUGAGGACUUUUAGAUCCGAGUCAGACUGGACAGGAGGACACAGCACAUUGGAGGACAGAAUACUCGUGAACUUUCAGAACCCACAAACUACUCCAGCAGAUCAACAUCAAAAUCAAGAUGACCUUUGCCAUCCCAUCCAUAUACAAGUAUACAGCAGAAACAAAUGUUCCUCCAGGGCCUUGGAGCAACUUACACACAUGGCCUCCAGGAAUGAGAUAGAUCUUUAACUCUUAGAAGUCAAGCUCUAUUACUUUUGUAAUGCUAUAUGCACGCAAAUACAUAUUUCAUUCAUAGUACAGAGUUCUCAGCAAAUUAUCUUUACAUGCACUUUGCUCUCUGUACCUACAGGUUCAGGUCUGCACUUCCAACAACUUUCUCUGUUCGUUUUCAUGUGAAUAAAUGACAAAAACGUAGUAAUUAGCACUGCAUCAAAAUGAAAAUUCUUAAUUAAACUGAAGCAGAAAUUCAGGACACACUAGGCCGAAAACUGAAACCAAGCAUACGCACAGAUAUACCGGGAGAGGGGUUGAUCUCUCAGACUAUUCAAGUGUCCCAUUGGUUUCUUCACUGUACUUUAGCACAGUCUAGCUAUGCCGCGCCCCUUCAUCAUUCUUGAGUGCCUCCUCUGGUGCUGUACCAAUGCCUGCAGACGUUUCCACUUAGCAAUGGCAACCUUGGAUGUGCGUAUCACAUUUGAGCUAGAUACCCCAGCAAUAAUCACAUAUAACCCAGUGUCACAUCGCACAAAGUGGUUAUUCUGAACAAUCAAACAAAUGACAGUAAGAGGGGCACAUGACUUGCUAAACCAAGUCUUUGUCAGUCUUUUGUGAAGCAUGAGUUUAUGUGGAACUCUUAAACAGAGUUGCAAUACUGUGGUUUACAGCUAUUAGCGUAGUGGGUAAUGUUACAGCCUUGCAUGCUGGAGAUUAGGGUUCUAAACUCUGCUUGAGAAAGAAAGUUUGCGUUAUUGGCAGCCUUUGGAAAAAAAACAGGAUCCAGGGCCUGAAACUGAAAACCAAGUAAAUAAAAAACAAUUUACAUAAAACAAACUUACUAAAAUAAUGACACUAUAUAGGCUGCAGAUCAUGACAUUUUCAUGACAACAUAGAGUGGCUGGUCAUCCAAGGCAUUAUUUAUUAUUGCUGUUUGAACACAUCAGGUUGUUUUUGGGUUAUUUUAGCCUGAUAUAUAUAUAUAUACAUACACACACACAGUACUGUACAAAUGUUUUAGGCAUCUAAGCAAUUUUUUUAACA